GAGGACCAAAGCCCGCAGCCCACAUCACCAUCCCGUGCCUCUCCCUUCCUCCACGCCGACUCGGGGGGGUCUCACGGUGGUCUCCGUUUGCUUCGUCUCUCGUUCUCCCCGGUUUCCAAGAUUUGCAUGAAUCUAUAUAAAUCGUGGGUCUCAGCGCGGUCUCCCUUCGCUUCAGCCGAGUCGUAGGGUUUCUUGCUGGGCCUCAUGUGGAUCCGCCGGGCUUCCGCGCUCCUCCGCGGAAUCCGAUGCCCUCGUCGAUUCGCCGCCCCUCGGAUGCUUCUUCGUGCGGGAUCGGCUCCGUCGUCGAGUUUAACUUCGUAUUGUGGUUCCGAUUCUGGUUUUAGCUGGAACAAGCAUCGCUUAGAUUUGAUGUUGGGAAUUAUCAUCUCUGGACAAACUGCAGUAAUUAUUCUCGGGUCCAAUCAGAACUCUGUCUUUGCUCAAGAUGCUUCUGUAGCUGAACAGGCUACUGAAAAUGAUCAAGGACAAGUUUAUACUGGUUUGCGUAAAAUUGAAGAUGGUUCUGUGAUUUCGAAUGUGCAUACAUCUAAGUGGAGAAUAUUUACAGAUAAUGGAAGGGAUUUAUUUCUGAAGGGUAAACUAGAUGAGGCUGAGAAGUUCUUCCAAGCUGCUUUAGAUGAGGCUAUGAAGGGAUUUGGAGCCAAGGAUCCACAUGUGGCAUCAUCAUGCAACAAUCUGGCAGAACUUUACAGGGUUAAAAAGGCAUAUGAGAAAGCUGAGCCAUUAUAUCUGGAAGCAAUUAAUAUUCUGGAGGAUACUUUUGGGGCUGAUGAUGUACGUGUAGGAGCUGCCCUUCACAACCUUGGGCAGUUUUACCUUGCAUUACGAAAACUUGAGCAAGCUCGGAAGUGUUAUGAGCAAGCUUUAAAGAUAAAGGGACGUGUUCUUGGCUACGGUCACACACAGUAUGCAGAUACAAUGUAUCAUCUUGGAAGGGUUCUGCAUCUCCAAGGAAAAAAGAAAGAAGCUGAGGACCUAAUACGGGAGUCUAUUAGGAUUCUAGAGGAAGCUGGUUUGGGGGAAUCAGCAACAUGUAUACGGAGGAUGAGAUACCUGACUCAGAUUCUACUGAAUUCUAAUCGUCUUGCUGAGACAGAAAAUUUUCAAAGAAAGAUCUUGCAUAUAUUGGAACUUUCAAAGGGUUGGGAUUCUAUUGACACUGUAAUUGCAGCUGAAAACUUGGCAUUGACUCUUCAAUCUCUUGGGAAUUUAAUUGAAGCCAAGGAGCUUUUAGAACGAUGUCUUGUUGCCAGACAAAAGAUUUUUCCUCAAAAUCAUGUUCAGGUUGCUGGUAAUAUGCUUCAUCUGGCAAGAGUAGCUAUGCUCAAUUCAAACAACCUGCGGAAGUUGAAAGUAUCUGAAGCAAGCAGCGAACUAGAUAACGCCAAGCUGCUUCUGAAUACCUCAGUCAGGAUUGCAAAGGACAUUUUGGGGUCAUCAGGUAUGAACCAGAACAGUUUCAAGAGUAGCCAUUCUGAAGGUGAGAAAGAUCGACAUGUUGCAUUGAUUAUACAGUUACAGUCGCUGGAUUCUCUUGGCCUUCUGGAUGUCCAAAGGCGAGAAUUAGUAGAAGCUAGGGAAACAUUCGAAUAUCCUUUUGAAGUAGAACAUGCUCUUCGUGAUUGUAUUUCAAUAUUCACAGAGCCUUGUACACGCAGCAUGGUGUUGGAUGCUCCCAAUGUUAAGAAAGAGUAUCUGUCAUGCUUGAAACAUCUUCACAAUCUGGCAACCACAACCAUGGAGGAGUCACAGAAGUCUAUAGUGCUACAGGAGCUGAUAGAUGAAGCCCAGCGUAUAGAAGCUGAGCUCUUGCCGAGGCGACAUUAGAAUCGCAUGCAUUUUUAUUUUCUCAGCCACAGUUCAAAAUCGUAAUUUUAAUGUUUUCUUUUACUAACCUUCCGUAGCAAUUGUGAUCCUUUUGAAUGAAGCAUUGUUGAAUAAUUGCUUCAAAUUUGUAGUUCAAAGAAUAUCAUUUGCUAGCC
Messenger RNA from Musa acuminata AAA Group (dessert banana), 2003 nucleotides. RefSeq lists its product as uncharacterized. The record is from RefSeq and is a predicted model, not a curated record. Lineage: Eukaryota; Viridiplantae; Streptophyta; Magnoliopsida; Zingiberales; Musaceae. Gene Ontology annotation, molecular function: protein binding. The coding region runs from base 205 to 1848 and encodes 547 amino acids. The transcript is spliced from 18 exons.